AAUGUAGAAUAGAAUAUUCAUUUGUGGUUUCUCGUUCAUCCUCGAGUAUACACAAACAAAGAGAAGAAAAAGGAAAAGAAAUAUCUACAAACUGAAAAUCUAAUUAAAAAAAGAAAAUGUAAACAAUCUUUUAAGCUGUGACGGCGAUUGUUGGUUUAUUUAUUUGUAUUUUUUUUCCAAGACGAAGAGAGACAUAAUAUAUUUACGUUAAUUUAUCCAAAAUUAUAGCUUACGUCUCUUCAUCAACAGAAUUCCCAUUGCUACCGACCCAAUUUUUUUAAAUUUGAUUUCAGGCAUAUAAAUAUUUAGGUGACGUCAGUUGAAAGAGAGUAGUUUUUGGAAGCACUUUGUUUAAAGGGAUUUUGAAAUUGGUGCUGUUUUGAUUUACUUGAUAAGGUUUUGCUGAUGGGAACUUCCGAGGCAGUUCUGCAAGUUCUUUCUGCUGGUCCUUGCAUUUUCACUUCUGAUCCAUGUGCUAGCAAUUUAGAUUUGAAAUUUGCUUCCAAGUUCCACAUAAAGUCCUCGAAGAAAAGGGCCUUGAGGCAUAAGCAAGUGUUAAACUGUUCAAGUUUCCUACAGCAUCACAUAGGAAUCCUUGGACUUAAGGGGACAAGGGACCAUGGUCUGCUUGGGAGUGCAGCAGUUGACAGAUUGCAGUUCCCGAGUUGCAAAUGCCAUCCGGCAGAAAGCGUUAGUGGUGUAACUGCAGAAGAUGGAAAGGGGACAUGGUAUGUUGAUAAUGCAAGGGCGUUAAGCCUUAAUGAUGUUGUAAAUACACCGAAUGUAUUGGAAUUUGGGGGAGUUGAGCAAUUGAGACAAGAAAAGCAAGAUAUCACGUCUAAUGGGGCACUACAACAGGAAAGGGAGAGUUUGUCAACUGAUGGUGCAGUAGGAAUAGGUAGAGAUACCUCUCACAAGGUUACCAUAGAUUCCAUUGAAGAUGAAGCUUGGGACCUACUGCGCAGUUCUGUGGUUCAUUAUUGUGGCAGUCCCAUUGGAACUAUUGCUGCCAAUGAUCCCACAAGUUCCAAUGUAUUGAAUUAUGAUCAGGUCUUCAUUAGAGACUUUAUACCUUCUGGUAUUGCUUUUCUUUUGAAGGGAGAGUAUGAUAUAGUUCGGAACUUUAUACUUCAUACUCUUCAAUUGCAGAGUUGGGAGAAAACAAUGGACUGUCACAGUCCUGGUCAGGGACUGAUGCCUGCUAGUUUUAAGGUGCGUACAGUUCCUCUGGAUGGUGAUGACUCUACAACUGAAGAGAUAUUGGACCCUGACUUUGGAGAGGCAGCAAUUGGUCGUGUAGCACCCGUUGAUUCUGGAUUAUGGUGGAUUAUCUUAUUACGCGCAUACGGAAAAUCUUCUGGUGAUCUCUCAGUUCAGGAGAGGAUUGAUGUGCAGACUGGAAUCAAGAUGAUUCUGAGGCUAUGUCUUGCUGAUGGUUUUGACAUGUUUCCUACAUUGUUGGUGACAGAUGGUUCUUGCAUGAUAGAUCGCCGUAUGGGAAUUCAUGGCCACCCUCUAGAAAUCCAGGCACUUUUUUAUUCGGCAUUGCUUUCUGCACGAGAAAUGCUUGCUCCUGAAGAUGGAUCAGCUGAUCUUGUCAGAGCUUUGAACAAUCGUCUAGUUGCUCUGUCGUUCCACAUCAGAGAGUAUUAUUGGAUUGAUUUAAGAAAACUAAAUGAGAUUUACCGUUACAAAACUGAAGAAUACUCUUAUGAUGCAGUCAAUAAAUUCAAUAUUUAUCCAGAUCAAAUUUCUCCUUGGUUGGUGGAAUGGAUGCCCAACCAAGGGGGCUACCUCAUUGGGAACUUGCAACCAGCUCAUAUGGAUUUCAGAUUCUUCUCUCUUGGAAACUUAUGGUCUGUUGUAAGUGGUCUUGCAACAAAAGAUCAGUCCCAUGCCAUUUUGGAUCUCAUUGAAGCCAAGUGGACCGAUUUGGUAGCAGAAAUGCCAUUUAAGAUAUGUUAUCCAGCUCUUGAAGGUCAGGAGUGGCAGAUUAUCACAGGCAGUGAUCCUAAGAACACACCUUGGUCAUACCACAAUGGAGGUUCUUGGCCAACCCUGCUUUGGCAGCUGACAGUGGCAUGCAUAAAGAUGAAUAGACCAGAAAUUGCUGCCAAGGCUGUUGAAGUUGCUGAAAGAAACAUAUCACGGGACAAGUGGCCCGAAUAUUAUGACACCAAAAGAGGAAGAUUCAUUGGAAAACAAGCCCACCUGUUCCAAACAUGGUCUAUUGCUGGAUAUCUUGUGGCAAAGAUUUUACUUGCAGACCCAUCCGCAGCUAAGAUUCUUACGACUGAAGAGGAUCCUGAGCUUGUGAAUGCCUUCUCUUGCAUGAUCAGUGCCAAUCCAAGAAGAAAGCGUGGACGAAAGGAUUUGAAACAAACCUACAUAGUAUGAAUUUCUCAGUUGUGCGGGUAAAAGUUGGGUAAAUAUUCUCAUGAUUAGUAAUUUAAUUACCUAGGUAUCUAUUGGCUAUUACAGUCAUCAUCAUAAACUGACUUAUGAACUGUAACAUAAUUAUUUACUUUUCUUCCUAUUCAUUUGGGUGGAUAAGCUGAAAUCUCAUCACCACCAUAUUCAUGGAUCAUACGGUCUCCGAUUACGCAUGUAAAGAUCUUGUAUACUGAAAAUGGGGAUAUAGGGGUAGCAUAAAACAUAUUUUAUUAUAGUUGGAUUAUGGUGACUCUUCAACAUUUCAAACAUCAAUACCGGAUAAUAAUUAAUUACACGACCCUUUUCUAGAGAA
Molecule: messenger RNA, 2746 nt
Organism: Ricinus communis (castor bean)
Lineage: Eukaryota; Viridiplantae; Streptophyta; Magnoliopsida; Malpighiales; Euphorbiaceae
Product: neutral/alkaline invertase 3, chloroplastic
Exons: 7
Coding region: 406-2397 (663 amino acids)
Biological process (GO): sucrose catabolic process
Cellular component (GO): chloroplast
Molecular function (GO): endo-alpha-N-acetylgalactosaminidase activity; sucrose alpha-glucosidase activity
Source: RefSeq, a predicted model, not a curated record